AUGUGGACCAUUCGCCAGUAUGUGGAGGGCGUGCUUGAAGCUUUGUAUCGCCGGCUGCCCAGCCGCCUAAAAGACCACUUAUGCCUUGAACCAUCGUUGUACGACGCAGCAGAGACGGCUAACUGCGGGGACCUCAGUGAUAUUGACCUUUACCAGCUUCCAGAGAAGUUUAGACCGCUCAUACGGUCGUACGUUCGGUUGUUGCGGUCAAUUUAUAAACACAAGUCUAUUGACCAGGCGUUUGAGAAUUUUUUGUUGUUUAUGGGUGAUUUCAACAGAAUGGCUGAAACUAUGCCCAGCUGGGUGUGUACUGCCUUGAUUAGCAGCAGCAACGAGCUUCUUUCUGUGUACCAGGUUCGGGCGAGAAAUAAGGAUAAGGCGGAAAAUGACGAGUCUUUGGAAAGAGUCAGCACGGUGAUCCAUCGCCUGUUUAAGAUCUGUCUUACGGAUAAGUCUACUGACCCAGCUACGUCCAAGAAACUGUGCAUUCACUUCUUCUUGGCCUCGCUUAUUAAAAUCUACUUUAAGUUGGACCACAUUGAUCUUGCUAAGUCUAUGGAAAAGGCGCUUAUGGGCACGAACCUGGCCAUUCCAGCGAUUAUCAAUUGUCCUGCUCAGUACAGAAUGCACGUUGUGACGUAUUUGUACUAUAGUUCGCUUUUGUCGUUGGACGAUGGCGAUUAUCCGUUUGCGGAAGUGAAGCUUCUUACGGCAUUGGAGUUUUUGGCCUGUUACGGCAGCAAAAAGAGACCUUGUCCUCAGGAAGAGAAGAUCUUGAUGCUUGUGGUUCCAUUGAAGUACCUCAGCUCGAGAAAACAGCUUCCAGAGAAGGUGUACGAGCAAUUUCCAAACCUCAAGUUUAUCUAUAAAGAUAGACUUCUCAAGGCGGUAAAACAAGGUAAUAUUCUGGCUUUCGAUGAUUAUUUGCAGCAAUUCCAUAAGGUCUUCUUGAGCAGACACAUAUACUUGUUGGCGCUUCGACUUAAACAAGUGUGCUACUUGCUGCUUGUAAGAAAAACCGCCAAUUUCUACAAAACCGUCACGGAAACAACACCGCAUAUCGUUCCCUUUGCUUACUUUCAAGCAGCCUUUACAUAUUCCCAAUCUCCCGAUGCUGAAGCCAAGGAAGAGGUUUCUAUGGAGCAGGUGGAGUGCAUAUUGACCAACCUUAUCGUCCACAAACACGUCAAGGGCUACCUUUCCCAUUCAAACAAGUGCAUAGUGCUUCUGAAAACAGACGCUUUCCCAGCCCCAGCCCCAGCCAGCUCUUGA
Candidozyma haemuli is the source of this 1272-nucleotide messenger RNA. RefSeq lists its product as uncharacterized. Bases 1 to 1272 code for a protein of 423 amino acids. The transcript has a single exon. The record is from RefSeq and is a predicted model, not a curated record. Gene Ontology annotation, biological process: poly(A)+ mRNA export from nucleus; transcription elongation by RNA polymerase II; post-transcriptional tethering of RNA polymerase II gene DNA at nuclear periphery. Lineage: Eukaryota; Fungi; Ascomycota; Pichiomycetes; Serinales; Metschnikowiaceae. Gene Ontology annotation, cellular component: transcription export complex 2. Gene Ontology annotation, molecular function: double-stranded DNA binding; RNA binding.